CAGUUGCCUGCUGGUCUGUGUUUUAGCAAGCUAAAUCCUCCAGAGUUCUCCAGUCCUACCAGUCCUCCAAUCAGUAAAAAGUGAUCAGCAAGAUGAACAGAAUCCUGCUGCUGAUGGCCUUUUCGGCCGCUCUUGUGGCUGCCGGAAGGAUAACCGUGAAUCCGGAGAGGAUUCAGGGUAUUGAUCGCAUGUCCCUGGAGGAUCUGCAGCGACAGAAGUUCAUCCUGGACAUCGUCCAGAACAUCCAGCAGCCCCUGCAGCAGAGUGAUCUUAUCCAGCUGGACCAGGGUCUGAUCGUGGACAGCCAGCGGUAUCGCGGCGGCAUCGACGCGGUGAUGCAGCGCGUCAUCGACCUGGACCGCCAGCGUCGCCUCCUGGACGAGCACCAGGUGUACUCGGUGGGUCGUGUGGAGGAUGUGCAGCAGCUGCGUGGCAUUUACCGCCUGCUGGUUCGCGCCCAGGACUUCGAUACCCUCCGCCGGAAUGUGGUCUAUCUGCGCCGGAACAUCAAUCCCGUGCUGCUGGUCAACGCCUUGGCUCUGGCCAUUCGCGACCGGGAGGACACUCGCAACCUGAUUGUGCCCGCCGUCCAGGAGCUGCUCCCCGAACUGUAUCUGGAUGAGGAGGUCAUUGAGCAGGUUCGCGGAGUCCUCAGGGAGCAAACUCAGCGUCCCACGCUUAUGGACAUUGUGGGUCUGCGCCAGCGUGGCAUGAACCCUAUGAUGAACAUCCUCAUGCCCUGGCGGCAGAUCCACCUGCAGAUGGCUCUGAUGAAGCAACAGCAGCAGCUACAGAACCGCCAGAAUGUCAUGGGCCAGAAACGCGUGGUGAUCCGUGCCGAGAACCAGGGACAGAUCGAUGGCACCUCUCUGCUGACCGACGACAUUGAGCUGCGCAACCUGGUCCAGAACCUUAUCCAGGAAUUGGCUCUGCUGGAGGAUGACUCGCAGGAGGAGCAACAGCAAUGGAUCAGCAAUGUGCAGGGACGCAACCAGUUGAUCAACAGGCAGCAGGAGGAUGAGGAUCAAUGGAUUGGCCAGUCCCAGUACAACACCAGGCAGAGGGAGCUGGGUCAAGAUGUCGGCACUGGCCGUCUGCUCCAUGUGAACCGUCGCCGCCUCCAGGAGCAACAGGACGAGGAGCAGGGUCAGAACAUCUACGGCAGUCAGAGGGAGCGUUUCCAGCAGCUGCUCCGCCGGGAUGAGGACAACGAUGAUGAUGACGAUAUCCGCAUGGGUCGUGUGCAACUGCAGCGUGGAAUCAGCCAGGGAGGUCUCCACAUUGGCGGUAUCAAUGACCUGCCCACCGUGAAUGUGAACAGUGACCGCCUGCUCCAUGUGAGCCGCCGCCGUUUGAACGCCAUCCAACAGGAGCAGCAGCAGGGUCAGCAGCAGGAUCAGCUCACGGCUCGCCAGCGUCUAAUGGGCUUGGUCAGGGGAGAGCGCCUCAGCGAGGGCCUCCGUGUGGGUCAGCUGGACGAGGAGCGUCAGAUGAACGACUGGCAGAAGAAGCGCCAGGGUCAGAUGUGGGGACGCCAAGAUGAGCAGGAGCAGGACCUGGACCAGAUGCAAAUCCAGAGACAAGGUCGUCGCAUGGGCGGUCAACAGCAGGGUCAAAGCUACGCCGAUCAGCUGGAGAGCGUGGAGCGCGAUGAUGACCGUUUGGUCCACAUCAACAGGCGUCGCCUCAACCAGGACAUCCAGCAGCAGCAGCAGCAACAGCAGCAGCAGAGGAUUACCGGCCGCAGAAUUGGCUCCAUUGGCGAGGGUCGCCGCGUCAUGGGCGAUCGUCUCAUCCAGGACGAGGACAUUCUGAAGCUCAUCCGCAGCGACAACCGCUUGACCCAAAUGACCGACCAAGAGAUCCUUGAGAUGCUGAGGAGGAACCGUCUGCAGAAGCAUCAGAACAACGAUGACAACAACAACGACGAUGAUGAUGAUGAUGACAACGAUGAUGAUGACGAGGUUGUGCAGCGCCGCCAGGGAGUUCGUAGCCGCCGCAGCCUGAUCAAUCUCCGCCAGCAGAACAGCCGUCGUGGCGAGAUCAUCCUGCACAAUCUCCGUCAGCUGGUGGCCCGCCUCAACCAGGAGAGCAUCUCCCAGGGCGAGACGAUCGACCAGACCCAGCAGCAGCAGCAGCAGCAGCAGUGGCUCAACAAUCCCCGCCUGACGCAAACCGAGAGGUACAACCUCCGCCUGAACCAAAUCCGCAUCGAUUCGCAGCGCAACCGUGAGAUUCUCGGACAGAUUGGCCAGAUUGAGCAGCAACUGCAGCAGGUCAUCGCUCAGGUGGUAAACCAGGUCAGCUCGCUGCGUGGACAGAUGGAAGAUCAGCGCCAGGUGGAGUCCCUGAUCGCCGAUGUCCUGCUGGGUCGCCUUGGCCAGGUUGGUAUCAUCAACAUCAUCCGCCAGGUGGUCCAGGACAACAGCCGCAAUGGCCAGCAGAUCGAUCGUACCGGCCUGGGCAUCCGUCUCAGUGAUCCCGUCGUGCAGCACACUCUUCGCCGCAUUGUGAAGAUCGUGGACCAACAGCGGGAGCAGAUCCUUGGAGCCUACCGCCAGGAGCAACUGCAGAUGCGCGGUGUUGCCAUCAACGAUGUCCGCGUGGACAAGCUGCGCACUCGCAUCGAGGAGAACGUUCUGGACCUCAGCAACUUGGUGGAGCAGCAGCAGCAGGUUCAGGGAGUCCAGCAGGAGAUUGUGGGACGUCAGCGACGCCUCAACAACAAGGACUUCACCAUUGACAUGGAGAUUACCUCGGAUGAAGAGCGGGAUGCCAUUGUUCGCGUCUUCCUGGGACCCGGCGAGGAUCAGCAGGGCAGGCAGGGAGUUAGUCUGGAGCAGCGCCGCCGCGACUUUGUGCUCCUGGAUGCCAUCAAUGUGCAGCUGGAGAACGGACGCAACCGCGUCCAGCUGAGGUCCAUCGACAUCCCCUGGACCAAGAACGAUGUGACGCCCCUGGGAGAGAUCUACCGCCGAGUGAUGAUGCAGCUGAAGGGUCAGCAGGAGCAGCUGGUUAUGGGUGGCAUCCAGGAGUUGGUUGGUGAGAGCGGACGCUUCCCCCAGCACCUGCUGCUGCCCCGUGGAAGGCCCCAGGGUCUGCCCAUGCAGCUCCUCGUGGUCGUCUCUCCUCUGGUGGAACAGGAGGUGCAGGAGAUCAUUCCCGCCAUCAGCAUUGGUAUUGGAUCCGCCUCCCUGCAGGACAUCCGCCCCUUGGGCUACCCCCUUGACCGCCCCAUUCGCAACGAGCAGGAGCUCCUGCAGCUGCCCAAUGUCCUCCUCCAGGAUGUGACCAUCGUCCAGGAGAACUAAUUUCCCAACCAGGAUGCUUAAACCGACUGUCAGACCUUCUGCUUUGCCAAGGACCCAUCUGGAAACCCCUUACGAACCCUAGUUUAAGUCUAUCGAGCCAAUAGCAAAAUGUUAAACACUCUUUGUAAUCCAUUUAUGUAUAUCUGUAAUUAAAAUCUUUGCAAGAAAUGCAAACAAGCAUUAAA
Messenger RNA from Drosophila biarmipes, 3496 nucleotides. It is a transcript of the gene Fbp1, whose product is annotated as fat-body protein 1. The transcript has 2 exons. The coding region runs from base 93 to 3311 and encodes 1072 amino acids. NCBI's taxonomy places the organism in Eukaryota, Metazoa, Arthropoda, Insecta, Diptera, Drosophilidae. The record is from RefSeq and is a predicted model, not a curated record.